Pezoporus flaviventris is the source of this 403-nucleotide messenger RNA. It is a transcript of the gene BBLN, whose product is annotated as bublin coiled coil protein. The coding region runs from base 78 to 350 and encodes 90 amino acids. Lineage: Eukaryota; Metazoa; Chordata; Aves; Psittaciformes; Psittacidae. The record is from RefSeq and is a predicted model, not a curated record. The transcript is spliced from 2 exons.
UUGGCUAGCGGCCCGUGCGGGCUCAGGGCCGAGCCGUGCGGGCGGCUCCGGCGCUGGGGCCGCGGUGUCCCGGCGGGAUGUCGGGGCCCAACGCGGAGCCGCACGUGCCGGCGGGCGACGGCGGGGACGGGGACAGCGACAGCUUCGGGGAGGAAGAAUAUGCAGCAAUAAACUCCAUGCUGGACCAGAUCAACUCCUGCUUGGAUCACCUGGAGGAGAAGAAUAAUUACCUACAUGCCUGCUUGAAAGAGCUGCUGGAGUCCAACCGCCAGACACGUCUGGAGUUCCAGCAGCAGAGCGAGCAGCAGAACAUGGAAGCUGAUGUGCACGGAUCGCAGCCUCCCAAAUAGUGUCUGUCCACAACCUCAGUAUUGCUGAGGGAACUGGUCACUGAUUUAAACUG